Molecule: messenger RNA, 1970 nt
Organism: Mustela erminea (ermine)
Lineage: Eukaryota; Metazoa; Chordata; Mammalia; Carnivora; Mustelidae
Gene: RRP1
Product: ribosomal RNA processing 1
Exons: 13
Coding region: 476-1642 (388 amino acids)
Biological process (GO): rRNA processing
Cellular component (GO): preribosome, small subunit precursor; nucleus; preribosome, large subunit precursor
Source: RefSeq, a predicted model, not a curated record
CCGGUGGACGGGGCGCUCGGACGCGGCCCCGCGGCGGCGGCCGUUAGCAGCGCAGGCGUGACACCCACCCGCCGCCCGAGUCCGAAGCGCCGGCGUCGCCCCAGCCCGGCGGGAGGAGCCCCCCGCGGGCUCCGCUCCUGGGGCUGAAGCCCGGGAACCGCCGCCGCGGGAGCCCCCGCCGCGCAGUCGCGCCUCCGUCGGGGCGCCCCGUGCCCUUGUAUGCCCGCGCGCCCUGCCGACUGCGCGGGUUCAGUUUCCCUUCGGGGUUGGAGGCGGGACGCGGACAGGGCACGAGCCCCCGCGCGCCAAGCGGAACGAGUUGUCCGCAGGAGACCACGCCGUGUCCGGCGUCCCCGCGGGCCCAUGGGCUCUGCAUCCGGAUAGUCGGGGUGUUUGCUGAACCGUGAAACGGCCGUUACGGGGUGGUUUCACGCACGACGAGCUGCUGAAGGUCUGGAAGGGACUGUUUUACUGCAUGUGGAUGCAGGACAAGCCGCUCCUCCAGGAGGAACUAGGGAGGACCAUUUCCCAGCUCCUGCAUGCCUUUCAGACGACAGAGGCACAGCACCUGUUCCUGCGGACGUUCUGGCAGACCAUGAACCGUGAGUGGACGGGCAUCGACAGACUGCGCCUGGACAAGUUCUACAUGCUCAUGCGGAUGGUCCUGAACGAGUCCUUGAAGGCCCUGAAGAUGCGCGGGUGGGAAGACAGGCAGAUCGAGCAGCUGCUGGAGCUGCUGACGACAGAGAUCCUGCACCCUGACAGCCAGGCCCCCAGCGGGGUGAAGAGCCACUUCCUGGAGAUCUUCCUGGAGGAGCUGAGCAAAGUGGGCGCCGCUGAGCUGACGGCGGACCAGAACCUCAAGUUCAUUGAGCCCUUCUGCGCCAUCGCUGCUCGCACUCAGGACUCCCUGGUUUUGCACAACAUCACUCGGAGCAUCUUCGAAGCGAUCGUGGAACAGGCCCCGUUUGCCAUCGAGGACCUUCUGGACGAGCUGGACGCGCAGGAGGGGGAGGAGGGGACGUCGGAGGACGAGGGGACGUCGGAGGACGAGGAGCGCGAGCGGGAUGCGCCGUCUGUGCAGCCAGGCUCCCCCCGUGGGGCUGCACUCCCUGGCAGGAGCGACGAGCCGCCGGGAGGUGAUGAGGACGCCGUGGGCCCCGUCCUCCAGUUUGACUACGAGGCCGUAGCCAGCAGACUGUUCGCGGUGGCCAGUGAGCAGAGCACCCCUUCCCAGAACCGGAAGCGCCUCUACAAAGUGAUCCGGAAGUUGCAGGACCUUGCCGAAGGCGUCUUCCCAGAGGAUGACGUACCGGAAAAAGCCUACAGGAACCUGCGAGACGAGGAGCAGGAGAGGAGGACGAAGAAGCGUUUGCCCAAAGCCAGGUCACAAAACCACCCAGGGGAAGGCAGGAAGGAGGACUCGUGUCCAGACCCGAGCUCCGGAUCCAAGAGGAGGAUGAGGCGGCGGCAGCGGCGGGGUUCUGGGGCUGAGCCCGUGGCGCCCCAGGAGCAGCGUGGGGGCCCAGGCAGGAGAGGGACUCGGAAGAAGAGGCGGCGGCUUCGGGCUGGGGCCAAAGUGAAGGGGGCCAGAUGCCAGGAGCUACGGACCGAGCAGCGGCCUCUGCAGAGCCGGAAGUGACCCCAGCAGGCCCAGCCCACGCAGGGAGGUGCGGUCCCUUUGGCUUCUUGCGCUGAGUGGCGUUGGGGCACAGGACCGCAGGGCCCUGUUCCUGAGACGGAGGACACGGACUCCCACGGCUCUCUGACGUGCUGUGUUGGCAGGAGGUCAGGCUGCAGAGAGUGUGGACACCUUGCUUACCUUGGUCAGGCCAGGAAGCCCCCGGAGACCUACAACUGCUUGGCAGACCGCCCUCCCUGGGCCGGGGCCUGGCUGGACGUGGGAGUGUCCGUGAAUAAAGUGCCGUGCGGCUCUUAGGAGCAGGUUGGCGGCCAGUGGUGUGACCCGA